AUGGACUCUGCAUCAACUGAAUCGUGUCCUAUGAAAGGGGGAGAUGGCCUGUAUAGUUACACCCAGAAUUCCCUGUUUCAGAGAGAAGGAGUUGAGAAUGCCUUACUUUUGAUUAAUGAGGCAAUUGCUGAGAAGCUUCAUUUAGAGCAAAUCAUUUCUUCUUCUCCUUCAAAAGCUUUCACUGUUGCGGAUUUGGGAUGUUCUGUUGGGCCUAAUUCUGUCAUCGCUGUGCAGAACAUUAUAGAAUCUGUAAAAUUAAAGUACCAAUCUUAUGGCAGCCAUAAUCAAAACGAUCUGGAAUUUCAAGCACUUUUCAAUGACCUUGUCUCAAAUGAUUUCAACACCCUUUUUAAGUUUCUUCCAUCAGACAGGCAAUACUUUGCAGCUGGUGUACCAGGCUGUUUCCAAGGUCGCUUGUUUCCCAAGUCCUCUCUUCAUUUUGUCCACUCAUCUUAUGCACUUCAUUGGCUCCUGAGCACACCAAAGGAAUUGAUGGAUAAGAACUCUCCUGCCUUUAAUAAAGGGCGGAUUUAUUAUAAUAAUUCCGCUAAAGAAGUAGGUGAGGCGUACUCAGCUCAAUUUGCCAAAGAUAUGGAGUCCUUUCUAGCUGCUAGGGCAGAAGAGCUGGUUGAUGGUGGACUCAUGGCUCUUGUCCUAGUAUGUCUGCCUGAUGAUGUUCCUCCUUCACAGUCUACUGCUUCUGGAAUUACUGAUCUUUUGGAAGCUGCCUUGUUGGAUAUGGCUAAAGAGGGGCUUGUCAGUGAAGAUAAAGUGGACUCCUUCAACUUGCCAAGGUACAACCCAACUCCACGGGAAUUAGAGGGCUUGAUCAAGAUAAAUGCUUGUUUUAGCAUUGAAAGGAUGGAGCGAAUAUUUCCAUCUAAAACUAAACUUGCAAUGGCUUCUGAUAAUGGGGUAGUGAUCUCACAUUUAAGAGCUAUUUGGGAAGGAAUUUUAAAGGAGCACUUUGGAGCUGAAAUCAUCGAUGAGCUCUUUGGUCGGUUACUGAGGAAACUUGAGGAGUCUUCCCCCUUCACCCAGAGGUUAAAACAUGAGCAUAUGAUUGAAUUGUUUGUUCUUCUCAAGCGAAAUAUGUCUUGA
Molecule: messenger RNA, 1101 nt
Organism: Theobroma cacao (cacao)
Lineage: Eukaryota; Viridiplantae; Streptophyta; Magnoliopsida; Malvales; Malvaceae
Product: loganic acid O-methyltransferase-like
Molecular function (GO): methyltransferase activity
Source: RefSeq, a predicted model, not a curated record